UCCGGGUUCCGGGUUCGAGUUUCGAGGUGGGCUGUGCGCUCCGCGGACCGCCGCUGCCCGGAGUGACGCUCGGCUCGUGCUGCAGGACGGAGCGCGUGUCGGCGGUCCUGGGCGGCUGGGGGCUUAUGGAGGGACCGGCGUGGGGAUGGCGUGCACGAGAAGAAGCAAGAGCUCCGUGUGGACGUGCGUGGUGCUGAGCGGCAUCACCAACAUCGCGUGCCUCCUCUACGUGGGCUGGGUGACCAACUACCUGUCCCACGUGUGGAGUCCGGCGGCUCCGGGGACGCGGCUCGAGGAGGACGGCAGCAGCCGGGCAGAGACGCUGCGAAUCAUGGGGAGGCUGGAGCGUCUCGAGAGCGUGGUGAAGCAGCACAUCCACGAGACUCCCCAGAGGCCGGACGAGGGAAUCAACGUUUUCUCUGACUCGUCCCUGUUUGCUCGCUGGGGCCAGGAUCUCGGCCCGGAGGGUAGGCUUGCGGCAAUGAAGCAGUUCCGGUACUAUGGCUACAACGGCUACCUCAGCGACCGCCUCGCUCUGGACAGGCCCAUUCCAGACUUCAGACCUGAUGGGUGCAGGAACCUUUCGUAUCCCGGCAGUCUCCCGCAACUCAGCAUUGUUUUCAUCUUCGUCAACGAAGCCCUGUCGGUAGUCCUACGCUCCAUUCUUUCGGCCAUCAACAGGACACCCCGGCACCUGCUCAAGGAGAUCAUCCUGGUGGACGACAAUAGCAGUAAUGAGGAGCUAAAGAGGAAGCUGCAGGACUUUGUGGAGGAAACCAACAGCCAGAGGCCAGGCCUCAUCAAGGUGAUACGUCACGCCCGACAGGAAGGGCUGAUCCGCUCACGGGUGAGCGGCUGGCGGGCCUCCACGGCCCCUGUGGUGGCACUGUUCGAUGCCCACGUAGAGUUCAACACAGACUGGGCAGAACCCAUCCUGCUGAGAAUUAAAGACGACCGGACCCGCAUCGUUUCCCCGUCAUUUGAUAACAUCAAGUAUGACACGUUCGAGGUUGAGGAAUACCCGCUGUCCGCUCAGGGUUUCGACUGGGAGCUGUGGUGUCGAUACCUGAACCCACCCAAGUCCUGGUGGAACCUGUCCAACAAUACGGCUCCGAUCCGAAGCCCGGCUUUGAUUGGUUGCUUUGUGGUGGACAGGCACUACUUUGAAGAAAUUGGCCUCCUGGAUGAAGGGAUGGAGGUUUAUGGAGGUGAAAAUGUGGAACUGAGCAUCAGAGUGUGGCAGUGUGGGGGCAGUAUUGAGGUUCUGCCCUGUGCUCGGAUCGCCCAUAUUGAGCGAGCCCACAAACCCUACACAGAGGAGCUGACCACCCAUGUGCGUAGGAACGCUCUGAGAGUGGCAGAAGUGUGGAUGGACGAGUUCAGGGAUCACGUGUAUAUGGCCUGGAACAUUCCACGGGAGGACUCGGGGAUUGACAUCGGAGAUGUCUCUGAGAGGAAGGCUCUGCGGAGGGAGCUGCAGUGUAAAACGUUUCGUUGGUACUUGACACACAUCUACCCAGAGAUGAGAAUGUACACCAACACCGUGGCCUAUGGAGUGCUGAAGAACUCUCUUUGGAGGGACAUGUGCCUGGACCAGGGGCCGGAUGCAGACAACGUACCUAUUCUGUACACGUGUCAUGGGAUGACACCCCAGAAUGUGUACUACACCAGAACCCAGCAGCUGCACAUGGGGGUCCUGAGCCCUACCAUAGAUGAUGAUGACAACAAAUGCCUGGUGGAUGUCAACGGCAAGCCGAGACUCAUCGAGUGUAACUAUGCUCAGGCCAAACGGAUGAAGCUUUUUUGGACCUUCACUCAGGGAGGCUCCAUCCAGAACAAGAAGUCAAAACGAUGCCUUGAGCUGAUGGAGAAAAGGGAUGGUGAGCUUGGGUACCGGCUAACCCUGCAGAACUGCUCUGGACAAAGCUGGACCAUCACCAACUACAUGUUGGGCACAUCAUGAGAAGGUCCCUCAGCACCCAUCACUGGACCAGCAGAAACAGUGGAAGUUUUUCUUAAGACCUUUAAAUGCUCUGGUGGUUUUUUUCUGACGUAUCGCAUAAUUCAAGUCAAUUUAUUUUUAUAGAGCGCUCUUCUCACGCAGUGACAUAGAGCACUUGAACA
Scleropages formosus (Asian bonytongue) is the source of this 2124-nucleotide messenger RNA. RefSeq names its product polypeptide N-acetylgalactosaminyltransferase 18-like. The transcript has 11 exons. Lineage: Eukaryota; Metazoa; Chordata; Actinopteri; Osteoglossiformes; Osteoglossidae. Gene Ontology annotation, cellular component: Golgi apparatus. Bases 146 to 1963 code for a protein of 605 amino acids. The record is from RefSeq and is a predicted model, not a curated record. Gene Ontology annotation, biological process: protein O-linked glycosylation. Gene Ontology annotation, molecular function: polypeptide N-acetylgalactosaminyltransferase activity.